GAGAUUGGACACGUUUUCGAAGAUAACAAAAAACAAAACAAAAUGUCGCGUGACUGGGGGAAGAUUUCAACAAGCAAAGAACCUGGACGAACCCAUGUCCAGGUUCAUUUGAUCCAGAUAAUACCCUUUUCUUUCUGUUAAUCUCUCCAUAUCCAAGAUUACUUCUUCCUUCCUCCUCUGCUUUCCCAUUCAACAAUCUCAAUAUCUGUUAUUCCGUCCAAAUUCCCUUCUCAUCCCUCCUAUAUAGAAAUACAGAACACCCAAUUCAUUCUAGAGAGAGAAAGAACAGCUUUUGGGGAGGGAGAGGGAGAGAGAGAAUGAAAGGGAGUUUGAAGAAACAAGAGUCUUACCACGUCAUUCACAAGCUUCCUCCUGGUGACAGCCCGUAUGUUAGAGCAAAACAUGUCCAGCUAGUUGAGAAGGAUCCAGAAGCAGCCAUAGUUUUGUUUUGGAAGGCGAUAAAUACUGGAGAUAGGGUAGAUAGUGCCCUUAAAGACAUGGCAGUGGUCAUGAAACAACAAGAUCGGGCAGAAGAAGCAAUUGAAGCUAUCAAGUCCUUUAGGCACCAGUGCUCUAAGCAAGCCCAGGAAUCACUUGACAAUGUCCUUCUUGACUUAUAUAAGAAAUGUGGGAAAUUAGAUGAGCAAAUUGACUUGUUGAAGCAAAAACUUAGGAUGAUUCACCAAGGAGAAGCUUUCAACGGAAAGUCCACCAAGACAGCUCGCUCGCACGGAAGGAAGUUCCAGGUCACUGUCAAGCAAGAGACUUCGAGGAUACUGGGCAACUUAGGUUGGGCCUAUAUGCAACAAGCAAACUAUGCAGCCGCAGAAAUCGUGUACCGAAAAGCCCAGCAGAUCGACCCUGAAGCCAACAAGGCCUGCAACUUGUGCAUGUGUCUAAUCAAACAAACCCAAUACGCCGAGGCCCGAUCCGUUCUUGAAGAUAUAUUGCAAGGCAAGAUUUCAGGUUCCGAUGACCCGAAAUCCAGAAACCGGGUCGAGGAACUGAUGAAGGAACUAGAACCAUGGGAAUCUGCAGGGUCAUUGUCUUCCAAUCCUGCCGACCUGAGCUUAUUAGAAGAUAGCUUUCUUGAUGGGCUUGACCAGUUGAUGAACCAGUGGACCCCAUUCAGAUCAAGAAGACUUCCCAUAUUUGAGGAAAUCUCCCCAUACAGAGAUCAAUUGGCUUGUUGAUCUCUCUCUUUUUUCUUUUCUUUUCUUUUUUUCCCCUUACGCCAAUAUUUGAGAUUGUUCUUGUAAGUUACAAGCUAGUCCUCUCAUGUCGGUAUGUGAAAAAAUAGCAUGGCAGAGACAUUGGCUUGGGAAGUAAAUCAAUGUGUCAAAUGUAUUGAGUGCAAUGCUAUGUCUGUUAAUACCCAAAAUACACCUGAAGUGGGAGUUGUAGUGUAUCAUAGGGAGGAUAUCUGUUGUGAUUGUAUCUAGAUAUAUAUAGCAAAGUCCUCAAUAAAUCCAGUUGCAUUUCUUUGUUGUCU
Molecule: messenger RNA, 1492 nt
Organism: Rhododendron vialii
Lineage: Eukaryota; Viridiplantae; Streptophyta; Magnoliopsida; Ericales; Ericaceae
Product: protein SULFUR DEFICIENCY-INDUCED 2
Exons: 4
Coding region: 318-1193 (291 amino acids)
Molecular function (GO): protein binding
Source: RefSeq, a predicted model, not a curated record